AACACAGAUCCCGAGAUCAGUGGGCAGACCCGAAAACACAGGAUUAUUCCUUCUGGAUUUCCCGCUUUCUUAUUGGUGGAAUUGAAGUGUUUGCUAAAACGUCACGAAGAAGGACUGGUGUUUGCCAUGUUGUUGUUCGAGAAACCAUCGUAACGGUUCUGAUAGCUAACCAGCUACAGUUAACAUAGAAAAUUUACUCUUAGUGACUUAAUCACUAGUAUCUAUAUGUAGUGAUAUUUAACUGUCCAUACGUAACGAUAUACGAUGGGGUGCAGUUCAGCCAGCAGAAAUUGGCUUUGAAUGGAUACUACUGCAGCAUGAUCUUUUCAGUGUUUGAGGAUGCCAGCCGGGGAGAGUGAAGCCAAAGUGAAGACAAAGGCCCUCUUUGAUGAGGUUUUAAAGAGGUACACAGACCCCCCUUCCGAGAAGAAAAAGUCAAGGAAGAAGGACACCAGACCGGAAGAGAACAUAGUUCUUGAGACCUUGAAGAAAAACUUGGACCUCUCCAAAUCUGCCGAAGAUGACGAGACGGUCUUCAACAACACGUACCGGCCCGAGGAGGGCAGCCCCCGCUACACCAAGAACAGACAGCGGGAGAGGGAGCUGGCCGAGAAGGCCAACAACGGCCACCCGACCGCGGAGGGGUCCAAGCGCUCCAAAAUCCGGAAGAAGAGCACGAGGGCACUGCCGGAGCCGCCCCUUCUGGAGCACGCUCCCCGUCGCAUAGGCCAGGACGAAGCGGAGGAUGCUGGGAAUAUGCCAGAGCUCAAGCCAAAAGCCGAGCCCAAAGCCACCCCAGAGGGGGAAGGCCUCGGGAAGAAGGCGGGGAGGCACAAGAAGGGGCGGAAAAAAGGGGUGGAGGACGCCAGGGGUCAGGCGGCGGAGCUGGAGCCAGAGGACGAGCUCCUGCAGGAGUACCAGCAGCGAAUUGCAGAGCGGGAGGAGAAUGCGGUCAGGGAGACGUCGCACAGAAGGACGGCUGAGAGGACGAGUGAUACUGAGCAGCGGACAGUCCUGAACAACGAGGUCGGAAAAAAGAAAAGGAAGAAGCUGAGGUCACGCGAGGCAGAGGGGGAAGCUGGUCCAGAGUCAUUCAUUGAGAAGCAGGGCGUCCAGGCUGAGGAGAGCAAACCAAAUGCGAAAUCAAAGGCUUUCCCUGACACGGAGAGAGAGGGACUGAGCAAACCAUCAGCAGAGACGGAGGGGGCAGAGGAGAGGGAGGAAACACCAAAACACCAUGGGAAAAAGAAGAAGAAACAAAAAAAAGAGGUGAGGGCGGAGAGCGACGAGGAGCCGGACGGCCCCGUGAAGCCUGCCUUCGAUGACAGCCUGGUUCUGGGAGUCUACAUCCACAGGACCGACCGGCUGAAGACGGACCUGAUGGUGUCCCACCCUAUGGUCAAGGUCCAUGUCAUCGACGAGAACACGGGCCAGUACGUGAAGAAGGAGGACAGCCAUCGGCCCGUCUCCUCGUUUUACGAGCAGGAGACUGUGGACCACGUCCUUCCCAUCAUGACCCAGCCGUUUGACUUCAGGAAGCAUAAAUCGACCAUCCCUGAGUGGGAGGAGCAGAUCAUCUUUAAUGAGCGAUUUGGCUAUUUCCUCCAGGACGACAGCAAAAGCCCCAGAGUGAUGCUGUUUUUCGAGGUCCUUGAUUUUAUAAGUAUGGAUGAAGCACGGGCAAAUGUUGAAGUCGACUACCACGAACGGGGCUUCCGCAAAAUCGCAUGGGCGUUCCUGAAGCUCGUGGGCACGAACGGGGUGUUGAAUGUGGACAGCAGGCUGAGGCUGCAGCUGUACUGUCCGCCACCCCACGUCAGGAAGGUCCCGCACACGGUGGAGGUGGUGGAGUGGUGGAGGCGUUUCCCCAGGAACAGAUACGCCUCCACGCUCUACGUCACUGUCAAGGGCCUCAAGCCACCUGAACAUGUGGACCCCAGCAUGCGGUCCAUGAUGGCCCUGCAGCAGGAGCGGGGCAGCACCUCCUACAGUGAGCUCCAGAGUGAGCUUGUCAGGAAGAGCGACGGCCAGCCGGCCGACAGCAAAGCCCCCGUCCUGAAGUGGAGCAGGGUGCCCGGACAGGUGUGCCGCAUUCCCAACAAGUCCAUGCUGACGUUCCGCGGGGGCCAGAUGGGCUGCUUCACCCUGCGCUUCUCGCCCGAUGGCAGAGCCCUUGCUGCAGCCUGCGUCGACCGGGAUGCCUUUCCAAUCAUCGUGUAUGAGAUCCCAUCUGGCAAAGUUCUGUCUGCUUUCAACGGCCACCUCAGCAUCGUGUAUGAUCUCUGCUGGUCCAGGGACAACAGCAGUCUGCUGUCAGCCUCCUCCGACGGGACUGUCCGAAUGUGGAACGUGGAAAGGCUAGAUCGGAUCGCCCAGAAGGUCCUGCCCCACCCCUCCUUCGUGUACUGCGCUCAGUACCACCCCUCCGCCCAGAACCUGGUAGUGACUGGAGGCUACGACUGCCUGGUACGCGUUUGGGACGUUGAAGUCCGCGACGUCAAUGGCCAGCUGCUGCAGGAGUUCGAGGGGCACAAGAGCUUUAUCAACUGCCUGUGCUUCGAUGCAGAUGGGCUGCGGAUGUUCUCCGGGGACAAUGUGGGGCUGCUAAUCGCGUGGAACACAUCGGUAGAUGGAGAUUCCCCCCAGAGCCCAACCCGUCGAUGGGGCAUUGAAAGGGAAAUAGAGGAAGCGGAUUUGAAGGGCAUUCCUGUCAGUACGCUGGAAGUGCAUCCCAAUGGACGUCGUCUGCUGAUCCAGGCCAAGGACAGCGUCGUGAGGGUCAUGGAUCUGAGAAUCCUGGCGGUGCAGAAGUACACUGGAGCAACAAACUACCGGGAGCGCAUUCACAGCACCUUCAGCCCCUGCGGGAGCUUCAUCUUCUCCGGGAGCGAGGACGGCAUGGCCUACGUGUGGAACGCUGAGACCGGUGACCAGGUGGCCGUGUACUCUGAGCUGUGCUACCCCACACCCCUGCGGGACGUGGCCUUCCACCCGCACGAGAACAUGGUGGCUUUCUGCGCUUUUGGACAGAACCAGCCCGUGCACGUCUAUCUGUACGACCACAAAGUUACCCAGAUGGAACUGGAGAGUAUGAAAGGGAUGAACAGGAUUGGCUCAACGGACACCAGAACAUUCCAGACCACGUCUAACCUGGCGGCCUUCAGGGACCCCACCGCAGCCGCUAUGGAUCGAUUCGCCAGCACGGCGCGCAUGUCGCUGAAGAUGCAGCACGUCAAGCAGAAGCUUGACUCUGUUCUUAAUCCUCCUCGAAACUUUUCAGCAGUGGACUACCAUUAUGAUCAAGCAGGUGGGGGUUCUGGCAUUGGGAGAGACCUGUCCCAAGUGGCCAAUUUCAUGGCUCCUGGAACCAGUGUGCUCAUCAGCAAUAUCGGCACCAGCCUCUCUCUGCCUGUUCCGUCUUUGCUCUCUCCUCACUCCAAGCUCCAUUUAUCCGGCUCUCUGGCCCCUCCUCUCGUCCCCCAGGCAACCCUGAACUCCCAGUCCCGUUUUAGUCCCGUUGGCCAGAGAUUCACCCGUGCACCAUCUCUCAGGGUUCAGACGAGCUUCCCUGAUCAGGCGUCUUCUGCUAUUCGAGUUGAAGCUGAUUCAUAUGUACCAGUCCAGCAAACAGUGGUGUCCCUAUAUGACUACAGCGCCAACCGUUCAGAUGAACUGACAGUACGGCGCGGUGACGUCAUACACGUCCUGUACAAGGACAAUGACAACUGGUGGUUCGGCCGCAUGGCGAACGGACAGCAGGGCUAUUUCCCAGCCAAUUACGUCGCUGACGAGAGGGGGCUGGAGGAGGAGCUGUCUCACGCCAUAGAGGGAGAGUCUAUGCAGUCAGAAGAGCCGACCCAGUCAGCUGACAGAUCGACCCCAACCAAGGUGUCAGCUGCUGUCAGCAUUUCAGGGGAGCUCAAGUUCAUCUCGGAGCAGGACACCGACGCGGAGCUGCCUGUCCCCACCGUUCAAAAAAAGAAGAAAAAGGUGAAGAAGCCAGACACCAACACAUUGACCACGCUGGUGACCUCUGCCAUGUCUGACCCCAGUGUGUCCAGCAUAUCCUCUGUGAGGAAGAAGAAGGCCAAAACCAGGGACAGGCCCCUCCCACAGAGAGGAGAAGCUAACAGUGCCUUUGAGCCAGACGGCUAAAGAAUAACCAAAAUCAACGGUUCCCAGGCUGUGACCGGUGGAAUCAAAUAUGUUUGUGAUGGAAGAGCAAAGCUUAAUGAACCUCAGGAUAGGGGAGUUUUAGCAUGUUGCCAAACACUGGCUUGUGUGAGGCAAUCAAAAGACACUUCUCCCCAUUGCAAAACUCUGUGAUUGGUUCAAGUCAUGGAUUUACUGUAAACAUGUGGUGUCUCCACUCAUUUUUGGGUUCAUGAAGCCUCACUCUCCCAUCACUAGGAUUUAAUGUAAGAAGAAUUAUAUUCUAUAUGAAGACUUACCAUGCUAGCAGUGGUCCAUCAGAAAACAUUUUUCUUCAAGGUUGAAGAACUACAUAUCUAACCCAUGAGGUGAAUGGAGUUUUCCCCAUGUGACUAAAACCUGAUGGAGAUUAUAAGAGCCACUAUAAUGUGGCUGACUGUUAAGUAAUGAGAGCCCAGUUUAAAAGCCAGACUUUUUAGAAUUUUGUUUUUACUUAGACCUGAUUUAAACCUGCACUGAAAACCAGCCUGUUUGUUUUAUUUGGGGAGUUUGAAGGUUUAAUGUAUCGUUUUAAUAAGUAUUUGGUACGUCUAACGGUAUGCAGUAUAUAAAUUGAUUAUAUAUGCUGUGUUAAAUUUUAGUUGGUCUAAUUGCAUUUUAUGUACAUCUAUUUAGAAUAUAAUGCCAUGUAUUUUAUAUAGAGUUUAUAUUUUAUAUCUCAAUGUGUUACGUAAUGCACACUAAAGACGUGAGGAUGUAUUACUAUUGAAGUUUUUUCUGGCAUUUGAUACAUUUUUGGCUAUAUAUGUACAUGAAGAACAAAACCUUUUGUCUGCUUAAUGGUACAUAUUUCCACACAGAAUAAUCAUAUCAUACUACAGAACAUC
Molecule: messenger RNA, 5039 nt
Organism: Anguilla rostrata (American eel)
Lineage: Eukaryota; Metazoa; Chordata; Actinopteri; Anguilliformes; Anguillidae
Gene: ahi1
Product: Abelson helper integration site 1
Exons: 27
Coding region: 340-4155 (1271 amino acids)
Biological process (GO): motile cilium assembly
Cellular component (GO): ciliary basal body
Molecular function (GO): protein binding
Source: RefSeq, a predicted model, not a curated record